Camelina sativa (false flax) is the source of this 4086-nucleotide messenger RNA. Its product is annotated as disease resistance-like protein CSA1. Gene Ontology annotation, biological process: defense response; signal transduction. Lineage: Eukaryota; Viridiplantae; Streptophyta; Magnoliopsida; Brassicales; Brassicaceae. Gene Ontology annotation, molecular function: ADP binding. The record is from RefSeq and is a predicted model, not a curated record.
UAUAGAUAAAGAGCCGUUAGUUCAUGUGGAUAUGGUAUUCCUUAACAACCCUAAAAUUUAUCAAGAAAAAAUAUACAAAACGUUUUUUUUUCUUGCGACAAAUCUCCAUUUAUAAAAAAAAAAAAAUUGAUGUCGGUAAACACCUCCUCCGACAUAGUGGAAUGGCCUCCGCAACACCAAGUGUUCAUUAAUUUUCGAGGAAAGGAGCUCCGACGCAACUUCAUAAGUCAUCUAGAGAGGGCCUUGCGUAAGGAAUCAAUCAACGUGUUCAUAGACAAUCACGAGAGGAUGGGAAGAGAUCUGAGGAUCCUUUUCACGAGGAUACAAGAGUCAAAGAUCGUGGUUGCAGUCAUCUCAAGCAUGUACACAGAGUCAGAAUGGUGCUUGGAUGAGCUGGCAAAGGUCAAAGAGUGUGUGGAGGCAGGGACCUUGGAGGUGUUUCCAGUUUUUUACAAGGUGGACGUUCGGACCGUGAGGGAACAGAGAGGAACGUUUGGUGAUAACUUCAGAGAGUUAGUAAAGCUUCAUCCUGAAAGAGACGAGUCAUGGAAACAGGCUCUAGAGUUCGUGACUACAAAAAAAGCCAAGCUGGUGCACGAAGAGAGCGACGAGGGCCAGGUGGUCGAAAAUAUUGUGGAGGAAGUAAAUGUAAUGCUAGCUGCCUCUUCAACGGAUAGUCUGGGAAGAAGAAAUAGUGAUAUAGCCAUAGGGAAAAAAGAAUUGCUUGAGAGCUCUUCUUCUGCAGACCCAUCUCCUCUCUUUGGAAUCGAGACACGGCUAGAGCAAUUGGAAGAAAUGUUGAAAUUUGAAUCAAACGAGAUCACUCGUAUUGUUGGCAUUGUUGGGAUGCCUGGCAUAGGUAAAACUACUCUUGCCAAGACAUUGUUCGAGAAAUGGAAAUACAAGUUCUUGCAUAAAAUGUUUCUAGAUGACAUCCGUGGGAAGUCUGAAUUUCGUUUAUUCAAGAGAUUGCACGAAGAUCUCCUUAUAGGAUUACAUGAGAGCCAGAACAAUGUAAAUGAGCAAAAGAAUACCAAAGUCUCAUUUAAAUCUUUAAAGGCUCAAAUAAAAAAGAGCAAAGUGUUUGUUGUUCUUGAUGAAGUGAGUGACAAGAGACAGAUAGAAGAGAUUCUUGGGAAAGACGAUUGGAUAAAACCAGGAAGCAAAAUAUUGAUCACAACGAGCAGCAAAUCUUCAAUCAGAAACAAAGUACCGGUCGAGGACAUUUAUCUCGUCCCGGGGCUAAAUGAAAAUGACGCGCUAAGCCAAUUCAUCCACCAUGCAUUUUCUGGACAUAACUGUUCGAGGGAGGGAAGUUUCAUGAAUCUUUCAAGACAGUUUGUGGAUUACUCUAGGGGACAUCCACUGGCUCUAAAGGUACUUGGCGGUGAGCUAUGCAGGAAAGACGAGGAGUACUGGAAAUCGAAGCUUGGGGCAUUGUCUAAAACCCCGAGCAACACAAUUCAAGAUGUCUUGCAAAUACCUUAUAGCGAGCUUACAGAAGACCAGAAGAAUGUUUUCCUUGAUGUGGCAUGUUUCUUCAGGUUUGAUGAUGAGUAUCAUUUGAGGAAUUUGUUGGAUUCUUCAGCUGAGAAUGCGAAUGAAAUUCAAGAUCUCGCAGAUAAGUUCUUGAUUAACAUUAGUGGGGGUCGAGUGGAGAUGAAUGAUCUGCUAUAUACAUUCGCAGUGCGACAAGAAUCAUCCUCUGAAAAUUCAACCAAUGGGCGUAGGCUGUUCAACCAGGGAGACAUCAUCACACUUCUCCUAAAUAAAGCGGAGGCAACCAAAGUUAGAGGAAUUUUCCUAGACAUGUCUGAAGUACCGAAGAAAAUGAGCUUAUUCAGCGACACGUUUUCCAGGAUGAAAGAUCUAAGAUACUUGAAAAUUUUCAAUUCACGUUGUCUUAAAAAAUGUGAAGAUGACUGCAAACUGAAGUUCCCCGAGGGACUUGAGUUCCCGUUGCAAGAGGUUCGGUAUCUCAACUGGCUGAAAUUUCCAUUGCAUGAGCUUCCACAAGACUUCGACCCGACGAAUCUUAUCGACCUUAAGCUACCUUAUAGUCAAAUUGAGCAAGUUUGGGAGGGAGAUAAGGACACAUUAAAAUUAAAGUGGCUAGAUCUGAACCAUUCAAGUAAGCUGUGCACAUUGUCUGGUUUGUCGCAUGCUCGAAACCUUCAAAAUAUGAACCUUGAAGGCUGCACGGCAUUAAAAAUGGUUCACCAAGAGCUACAAAACAUGGAACGUCUCGUAUUUUUGAACUUGAGAGGAUGCACGAGCCUCGAGUCUCUUCCACAAAUGAACUUGGUCUCUCUGAAAACACUCAUCCUUAGCGGCUGCUCAAAUCUUGAGGAAUUCAGUUUCAUUUCAGAGAAUCUAGAAGAAUUAUACUUGGAUGGCACAUCGAUUAAGGGACUUCCUUCAACAAUCGGAAAACUCCGAAGACUAAUCAUUCUGAUAUUGAAAGACUGCAAAAAGCUAUCGAGUCUCCCAGAUAGUAUCGGAGAUCUAAAAGCUAUCCAAGAACUAAUACUCUCUGGCUGUUCAAGUCUUGCAUGUUUUCCAGAGAUCAAGCAGAACCUUAAGCAUUUGAAGACUUUACUACUAGAUGGAACAGCCAUAAAAGAGAUGCCUGAUAUUUUGCAUCGCCUUAGUGUUAAUCCAGGCCAAACUUCUUCAUGGUCACACUGCGAUAUGUGCGAAUGGCCACGCGGAUUUUACGGAUUAUCGUCACUACGUCGUCUAUGUCUAAGCAAAAACGAAUUCAUAAAAUUACCUAGCAGCAUCCGUGAUCUCUUCCAUCUAAAAUGGCUUGACUUGAAGUAUUGUAAGAAGCUCGUUUCGGUUCCUAUGCUUCCACCAAAUCUUCAAUGGUUAGACGCACACGGUUGCAUUUCACUGGAAAAGAUUGAGAAUCCCUUAGCUCUUAUGUUGGCGGAAACAGAGCAUUUACACUCUACAUUCAUUUUUAGUAAUUGUACCAAACUUGAUCAAAAUGCAGAAAAUAUUAUUGCAUCCUAUGCUCAGUGGAAAAUUCAGGUGAUGUCAAAUGCAUUAUCCCGCUACGACGAGAGCUUUGUUCUCGAUGUUUUGAUCGGAGUUUGUUAUCCUGGGUGGCAAGUACCUGCAUGGUUCAAUCACCGGUCUGUUGGAUCAGUUUUAGAGCCUAAAAUGCCUCGGCACUGGAGUGAACAUGGGCUUACUGGGAUAGCUCUUUGCGUUGUUGUUUCAUUUACGGACUACAAACCUCAGUAUAGUCGCUUCUUAGUUAGAUGUAACUGUAAGUUCAAAGAAGAAGAUGAACCUCUGAUCAAGUUUAGUUGCAUUAUGGGAGGUUGGAUUGAACAUGGAAGGGAAGAGCCAAGAACGAUUGAGUCUGGUCAUGUCUUUAUUGGCUACACGAGUUGGUUGCAUGUCAAGAAAAAUGAUAGAGGAGGAUUCGAAAAUAACUACAAAGGAUGUUUUCCAUCGGAAGCUUCUCUUCAAUUUGAAGUGACUGAUGGAACAAGACAUGUUACAAACUGCGAGGUGCUCAAAUGCGGCUUUAGUAUGAUCUAUGCACCCGCUGAACCUGUUCCUAGCUUGUGUACAGAUGAAACUCAACCUAUUGACGAUUACAUCCACGAUGGGUCAAGCUCUAGUUCAACAACGGAUAUUGAAAGAAACAACCGAUUUCUAGCAAGGUAUUAUAACCAAAGAAAUGGAGUAAGCCCUGUGUCUCCAAAUAUGGACAUAAAAAUCAUAGAGGAUGUAAAUCUUUUGGUACCUUCAAGAAUCGUUAAAGACACUCGGUUGAAAGGUAAAUCUAUUGUGUCAUCAUCCACAAUAAGAAGCAAUAGCAAAGUGGUGCACAGAGGAGAGACCUCAGCCUCAAUGUUUGAUUCAAAUUUGAUUGGUGGAUUCACCACUAGAGAAAGCGUAAGAACAGACGUCGAAGGCAUAACAUGUUCUUCUUUUUUACAAUUUUUUUUUAAACUUCUGCCAAAAAAAUAAGAUGCAAUUGGAUGAAGCAGCGUAAUUUUUUUAUUAAUUUUCUUUGUGAUGGUGAUAAGUUAAUAUGUAAUUAAUUUUCUGUGUGAGGGUAACUUC